Messenger RNA from Parascedosporium putredinis, 1314 nucleotides. NCBI's taxonomy places the organism in Eukaryota, Fungi, Ascomycota, Sordariomycetes, Microascales, Microascaceae. The record is from the annotation of a GenBank genome assembly.
AUGCCCUGGUCGAGAGGUUAUGCUCCCCUAUCGCUCGAAGGUUCCGAUACCGAAUUCGACGAGAAAGUGUCCGAUGGCGGUUCCUCACGUUUCGCUUAUAUGAGGAGGCAGUUGAUUCACUUCCUGCCCAGUUUCUUCCAUCCAACUCCCCUCAUCCGACUCGUCGUUGCCGGUAUCCCCUCCGUAUGUGUCUUCUUCGUCAUCUCGGGCUACGCCAUCAGCAUCAAACUCGCGCAGCUCUCCCAUCAAGGCAAAUCGGCCGAGUUUGCCCAGUCGCUCGCCUCGUCUAUCUUCCGGCGGCACCAGCGCCUCUUCAUGCCCGCGACCGCCGUGCUGCUCAUGUCCGCCAUCAUGUCUUAUUUCCUCCUGUUCCCGACGGAGCCGUGGUCCCGCAAAGUCGCCAUCGCCACGCGCGUCCCACCUCACUUAGACUCGCUGAUGGGCCAGCUCCGCAACUGGGCCCAGCAGAGCAUUUCUCUCGCCUACCCCAUCCGGAACACUAUCAAUAGCCGAGACGUAAACCCAUACGACCCCAACCUGUGGACCCUUCCCGUCGAGUUUGGGUGCUCCAUGCUGGUCUUCACCCUCCACGCCGCCACGCACAAGUUCCGCCCGCGGGCCCGCAUCGUCUUCAAUCUAGCUCUCAUCGCUUACGCCCUGUACCGCACCGAGUUCAACAUCCUGCUCUUCAUGUGCGGCAUGUUCAUGGCGGAUCUCCAGGCGUACGCUUCUGUCCGGGACGAGAGGCGCCACGACCUACCCCUCCAAAAGGUUCCCGGCUACCGCACGUUGAGGACACCCCUUGCCCGCCGGGCCGCGGCGCUCUUUGCGUUCGUGUUUUGCGUCUACUUGCUCAGCAUGCCCGAGCCCCAGAGAGGCGCGAGCGAGGACCCCUUCUACCGAGGUCUCAUCAAUAUCGUGCCCGAGUUCUUCCACCUGGGCAAGAACACGGUUCAUUACUGGGUCUGCAUCGGAGCCGUCUCCCUCGUGGCCACCAUUGACCGCAGCACCUUUCUUCAGCGAUUUUUCAACACCCCCUUUGCGCAGUACCUCGGCAAGAUUUCCUUCGCCCUGUACCUGGUUCAUGGGCCCAUAGUCUGGAGUUUGGGCGCGUGGCUCGCGGCCCGGCUUGUCCCCACCCAGGAAGACGCGACGGACGCGCAGUACGGUUGGGGCGUUGUGCUCUGUUAUCUUGGACUCUGGCCCGUUCUCAUUUACGUGUCUGAUCUUGCCACGCGUUUGGUGGAUGCCAAGGUGGUGAGCUUUUCUCGGUGGGUGUAUGGAAAGCUCAUCGUCAAGACGGAAAGGUCUUGA